AUGGCGUCCAGGUCCUCGCGCUACGAUCCCAAGUACGACGACCCGUACGUGUCCCACAGGGCAUACCCGGACUCUCACGCUGGGGUGGGCGACGAUGCCUUCGAGUACGUCGGGUCCGAUGCCUUUCCCGAGCCGCCGCCUCACACAUUUGAAGGUGAAGAGCCGAGGUCGUCACGGCGUCACAGGUCGAGCAGAGCGUCGACCCUGCCGCCAAACUCCAGCGGUGCCUCCCCUCCACCCAGGUCGAGGCGCGGAGGCUCUCCACCCCACCGUUCCUCGAGGCACCAUUCCAGCUCGCCCCCACGGCACCGGCGCUCCAGACGCGACGAUUCACCACCGAGAAAGUCAUCCAAGACUGCCGCAGAUGCCGCUGCUGCGGGGGCCGUGGUCGGGGCCGCAGCAGCAGCGACGGCGGCGGCAGCUGGUAGUCCGAGUAGUCCAAAGCAGGACAGGUUUGGACGCUGGGUCAACCGCCCUGCCCUCAAAAAGAACAUGAAAACCUACAGUCGCAAAGGCUUAAACACUCUAGGCGAUGUGGUGCAGGCGUACGCCGCAGCCCAGAACCCACAGUUGGCACGAGGUCGUUCAGCGGGGCCGGGCUACGGUGGUCGCUACGACGAUUACCACGACGACCCGUACGACCGGCCACGCCGUCGCAGACACUAUUCUAUAAGCCCCUCGCCUUCACCACCACCACCGCGGCGAAGGGCAUCGGCAAAGGACAGUGACCGUCGUCGGCCGCCGCUGCACGGGCGACAGAAGUCAUACAGCGUGUCCCCCGCCCGGACCAGGGGCUACGAUUCAGACGAGGAUCGCCGGCAUAGGCGUCGCAGCCGCCGAUAUUCUGUCAGUCCCUCGCCGUCACCCCAAAGGCGGCGCCAUCGGUCACAUUCCCAUCGCCGAGGCUCAGAAACCCCAACGAGAGGUUCGCAGUCCAGACGGGAGUUCUACAAGAACGAGAUGAAGUCACCGAACCCCGACGUUGCCCACAGAUGGCAGCUGGCAGCCCGUGCGGCUCUGGAGGCGGGCGGCGUCACUGCCUUCCGCCUUCGUAAGGAGCCUGGCUCUUGGACCGGCCAGAAGGGCGCCAAGGUUGCUACUGCUGCCUUGGGUGCCGCUGCCAUCGAUGCUUUCAUCGACAAAGAUCCGCGGCGUACGAAAGCUGGUGGUGUGAAGGGCAUGGCAGAGAGUGUGGUUGGCGGCUUGGUGGCGAGUAAGCUCAUGGGCUUUCAGUCCGCGACAACACGCAAGGGCAAGCCACGAGUUUUCUAG
Messenger RNA from Neoarthrinium moseri, 1272 nucleotides. RefSeq lists its product as uncharacterized. The transcript has a single exon. NCBI's taxonomy places the organism in Eukaryota, Fungi, Ascomycota, Sordariomycetes, Amphisphaeriales, Apiosporaceae. The coding region runs from base 1 to 1272 and encodes 423 amino acids. The record is from RefSeq and is a predicted model, not a curated record.